GUUUAAAAAAAGGAUGUUUUUUCUUUAGGAAGGUGGUGCUUCCGAAGAGGAUUUACCUGGUGCCAUCUACACCAUAUCCAAGAAUGUCCUCGGGAAGAACAUGACAGAAACAAUAGCACCAUUGGUAAGGGUGCUUCCUAUUGGUAAAGUAGCCAAUGCUCCAGGAGCUUGUACCACACCAGAAGGAAAGCCAGGAACAUGCCAGGAUCUCAGCAAUUGCCCUCAACUUCUGCUCAACCUUGGUGGCUUGAGGCAGAGUAUUUGCUUCAAGAGCCUAUUUGUACCUGGUGUCUGCUGUCCCAACUCUGGUUCUUCAGGGAGUGCAUCCAUUCAACCUAUAUCAACAACAACAAGAAAACCGAUUUAUAUUUCAACCACUUCACAUUAUCCUUCAGUAUCUAUUCCAGAGGUCACACAAGAAAUUACACCAUUUCAAGAUGAAGCAUGUGGAGUACCUGAUGCUCCGAAAUUCCGUGUGGUUGGAGGAACUGAAAGUCUUCCAGGCAGAUGGCCCUGGAUGACAGCAAUAUACCUCCAUGGUCCCAGAAGAACUGAAUUUUGGUGUGGAGGCUCUCUGAUUUCCAUGAAACAUGUUCUGACAGCAGCUCAUUGUACUCGUGAUACUAGGCAGAAACCGUUCCAUGCAAGACAGUUUACUGUGCGGGUUGGAGAUAUUGAUCUGAGGAGAGAUGAUGAACCAUCUUCUCCACAGACAAUUGGUGUUGCUGAGGUCAGAGCUCACCCAAAAUUCUCAAGAGUCGGAUUCUACAACGACAUAGCUGUUCUUGUGCUCGACAGACCGGCUAGGAGAAAUCGCUAUGUCAGAUCACUGUGUCUUCCACCACCAUCAAUGAGUAAUGAAUUAUAUGUUGGAAGGACUCCUACAGUUGUUGGAUGGGGAACAACAUAUUAUGGUGGUAAGGAAAGCCAAGUCCAACGACAAGUAGAGAUACCAGUUUGGAGAAAUGAGGACUGCGAUAAGACAUACUUUCAGCCUAUAAAUGAAAACUUUAUUUGUGCUGGACUGAAAGAAGGAGGAAAGGAUGCCUGUCAAGGAGACUCCGGAGGACCUCUUAUGCUUAGAGACAGAGGAAAAUGGGUACAGAUCGGAAUUGUCUCUUUUGGGAACAAAUGCGGUGAACCAGCACUAACCCUUCCAUUAGCGGAGACCGUCCAUCACUGUCCAGUUUCCAGUCGUGACUCCACUGCCACAGUGAUGGGCAGCUCGCAAUAG
This is a messenger RNA of Nezara viridula (southern green stink bug), 1234 nucleotides long. The record is from the annotation of a GenBank genome assembly. NCBI's taxonomy places the organism in Eukaryota, Metazoa, Arthropoda, Insecta, Hemiptera, Pentatomidae.